AUGCUCAGUAUGUGUAUCAAUCUGCAGGACCUUUUGUCAUCCUCACGUCAUGUUGAGGAAGGGCUCAGAGCUGCUGAAAGGAGACCGAGAUGUCCUCCUGGAUCUGGACUAUGGGGGUGAAGCCCAAACCACAGACAGCUAUGGAAGUCUGCAGAAUGGGUGCUUCAUCCCGCCAAGAUAUUUCUCAGCCGCAGCUUGUGAUGAUGAUGCGGAUAGGGAUGAUAAUGACCCAAUCGAUAUUCACUUCAAUACAAGAAGUACCCAGCCGGUUCCACAGCCAGGGAAUUACUUCAGAGAUGGAAGAACCAAAAUUGACUUUGUGCUGGUGUGGGAGGUUCGCUCUCGAAGGAAACGGCGAGGCAAAGGGAGGGACAGGGAUGAGGUGACUGGUGAGGACGGGGAGGCUGCGCCCACUGAGGAAAAUAGCAGGUCUGCACGAAGGAAGGCACAGCUGGCACAGUGGCGGGAGAAGUUUGUUCAGAAUCUAGAGGUUGCUGGAUUGCUGAUGGAGAAGGAGGAAACUGCAAAUGAAAAAAAAACAGUACACUUUCUGAAACUUAGUGCUCCUUGGGAUGUGAUGGUGUAUUAUGCUGAGGAGCUCUGCCUGAGAGCUCCAUUACAGGCACAACCAAAUGUGGACUUAAACGCGUCUGCUCGGGUACUGAAAAGACUAUGCAUACCUAACGCAAUGACAGAGUCAGUACCAAACAGGCCGUUGGAUUAUUACACAUGUGCCUUUCGCAAGUCAAAGAUGAACAGAUUCCUUGGCUGUGACAACCAUGAAACCUACUUCACUAAUAUACAGAGACACCGUGUAGUGUAUGAGAUUCUUGCCGGGACGGUGUACGGCAAAAGGAAGAGGGCAGAGGUUGGCGUGGACAGACUUGUAAAUGAAGGGGCGUACACUGCAGCUUUCCCCCUGCACGAGGGCCCUUUUCAGCUUCCUAGAUAUGAAAUCCGUCCUGACGAGUUGAACCAGAGGCAGAUUCUUUACCACUACUGGGCCCGCUGGUGGAAAUGGUACAAGUACCAACCACUGGACCACAUCAGGGAGUACUAUGGAGAGAAGAUUGCCCUCUACUUUGCCUGGCUGGGUUACUACACAGCCUGGCUGCUCCCUGCGGCAUUGGUUGGCACCCUGGUCUUUGUGUCUGGAGUCAUGUCCAUGGGCACUAACACACCAGCUAAAGAAAUCUGUAACAGCGGAGCUAGUUAUCAGAUGUGUCCUCUCUGUAAAACAUGUACGGCCUGGAAAUUGUCUGAAAUCUGCACCAUGGCCAAGCUGGGCUACCUGUUUGACCACCCAGGCACAGUCCUCUUCAGUGUGUUCAUGUCCUUCUGGGCAGUAACAUUCCUGGAGUACUGGAAGAGAAAGAUGGCCACCCUGGCCCAUCACUGGGACUGCAUGGACUUCCAUGAAGAAGAGGAGCGACCUCGACCAGAAUUUGCAGCUAUGGCACCGAGUAUGGAACAAAACCCAGUGACUGGAGUCAAAGAGCCCUACUUUCCAGAGAAGACCAGACUGUCCCGCAUGUUCACUGGCUCCAUGGUCAUCAUUAUGAUGCUGUGUGUGGUGAUGAUCUUCCUGGUGACGGUCGUCAUGUGCCGCGGUAUCAUCAGCAUGAUGAUGUUCCAUACUGGGAGUCCCGUCCUGCGCACAGAGGCAGGUACCAUUGCCAACAUCUCCAGCAGUAUUGUAAAUCUAGGCCUAAUCCUGUUGAUGGGCCGCGUCUACACUGCAUUAGCUGAGCAGCUCACUAAAUGGGAGAUGCACCGAACACAAACCCAGUAUGACAAUGCCCUCAUCUUCAAGGUGUACAUCUUCCAGUUUGUCAAUUUCUACUCGUCACCUUUCUAUGUGGCUUUCUUUAAAGGAAGGUUUGUUGGUUACCCUACCAACUAUGGGACCUUGUUUGGGAUGAGAAAUGAAGACUGUGGUCCUGGUGGCUGUCUCAUUGAACUGGCUGAACAACUCUUCAUCAUCAUGGUGGGAAAGCAACUCAUCAACAACAUUCAGGAGUUCAUUUUACCUAAAGUGAAGGCCUGGCGCCAGAAGAGGUCUUUGGCUAAGGUGUUCGGGGGUAAGGCAUCCCAUGAACCUCAGCGCUGGGAGGAAGACUACCAGCUGGUGGAGUGUGAAGGCCUUUUCGAAGAGUACCUGGAGAUGGUGCUCCAGUUCGGGUUCAUCACCAUCUUCGUGGCUGCGUUCCCCCUCGCUCCGCUCUUCGCCCUCCUCAACAACUGGGUGGAGAUCCGUCUGGACGCCCACAAGUUUGUGUGCGAGUACCGCCGGCCCGUAGCCGAGCGAGCCCAGAACAUCGGAGUCUGGUUCAACAUUCUGGAAGCCCUGUCACACCUGUCCGUUAUCGCCAAUGCUUUCCUAAUCGCCUUCACAUCAGAUUUCUUACCUCGCCUCCUCUACCAGUACAAGUUUGAUAAUGAUCUCAGUGGAUACGUCAAUUUCACACUGGCUUACGCCCCGCUUAACUACUCAGAUGACCCCAUGUGCAGAUAUAAAGCAUUCAGAGACAACAAUGGAAACUACUCACUCUUCUACUGGGAACUCCUUGCUGUCAGACUUGGUUUUAUCAUUGCUUUUGAGCAUGUAGUGUUCUUUGUACUGCGAGCCAUCGACUGGAUCGUACCUGAUGUCCCCGAAUCCCUGGAGCUGAAGAUUAAGAGGGAGCGCUACCUGGCCAAGCAAGCUCUGACCGAAAAUCAGGAGGCCCUGUUGGUGAGUCGAGGCCGAGGUGCCGCCCCUGUCUCUCCAGGCACCUCCAGCCCAGGUCAGUAGAACAUGGGACACACACACACACACACAAUGCAGUUCAACACACACAUCCAUAAAACCUUACA
Scomber scombrus (Atlantic mackerel) is the source of this 2856-nucleotide messenger RNA. RefSeq names its product anoctamin 11 (gene ano11). Lineage: Eukaryota; Metazoa; Chordata; Actinopteri; Scombriformes; Scombridae. The transcript is spliced from 22 exons. Gene Ontology annotation, cellular component: plasma membrane. Gene Ontology annotation, molecular function: chloride channel activity; protein dimerization activity. The record is from RefSeq and is a predicted model, not a curated record. Gene Ontology annotation, biological process: chloride transmembrane transport. The coding region runs from base 50 to 2794 and encodes 914 amino acids.